ACCCCGCUCUGGACUCCCCCCAGGAACACCGAGGCCUCCCCUCGGAUGGCUCCCCCGUCCCUUCCCACCGGGUCCUCACGGCCAGCGUCAGUGUCCGGCCCACUGCGUCCCAGGGUCUGCACCCACUUUGCCUUCGGAGCCAGGCCUCUGGGUCCACGCCCAGCACCCACAGGCUCUCUCGCUCUCUCGCGCUCUCUCCAGCUCCCCUGCUCCCUCAGCCAAGCCUGCCCCCCCCCCCCGCGCGGCCAUGUGCCCAGGCCCCUGAGGACCAAGCCCAGCAGAUGUCACGGGCAUCCCGCAGGACGGGCAUCCGGGACCACCCCAGCCGGUCCCUCCAUCGUGACCUCCAGGGGAUCCCUUCACCCCCGCCCCCGGCCCCUGCGUGUCUGCCCUCCGCCCUGGGCUGGCGGAGUCUCUGGUCUCACUAUGCAGGGGACACAAGGGACAGAGGCCUCGGGAGGGAGCCCAGAGGGGCACGGGGGCCUGAGGGUGCACCCGGCCGACCCGAGGGGGCCCGCACGUCCACCCGGGAGCCGCAAGGUGCUGCGCCCGCUGGAGACGUCCAACGCUGUCCCGUUGCCACCAGGGCAAUCUAGUCCUCGUGGUCACACCCCGAGCCCUGAGCGUCUCGUGUGUGCAGAAGAGCUCCUAGGACACACGCAUUUUAACAAAAUCAUAAACGCCGUCCGUGGCUUGAGAAAUCCGGUAGCCUCCGUCCUAAGGCAGGAGGAUGUAGCUCAAGGACGUCCUGCGCCCGGACGGAGGGAAGACGCGAAGCUCCCAGGCGCCCUGAGGGGCGGUGGCCCAGGGCGCCUACGCUCACCCCACGACACUCGGCGGGCGCACACUCACACGCAGUCGCACGCACCCACACACUCACACUCACGCGCACUCACACGCACUCCGCCGGGGCAGUGGGAGCAGCGGGCGGCGUCCCGGAGCCCUCAUCCCGCGUCCUGUGGGAGCCUCUGCGGGGCCCCCGCCCCGACCUCGUGGCCGAAGCGCCCGGAGCCCAGCACCCGCGGCAGGAGCCCCUGACCGGCCCCAGGCUCCCUUCUCGGUUCCCGCCGCCCGCGGGGCCCCGGGGGCUCAGACCAGCCCCGCCAGGCCUCCAGGCUGCGAGCGCGCCGGGCCCGGGGAGGCCUGCAGGCCCCUCCUCACCCCUGGGCCCCGUCGGCCUCUGCAGCCCGGCCCCAGCGGCCCCCGCCCUCCCCACGGUCACGGACGUGCCCCCGGGCCCGAGGCUCCAGCGACGGCAGAGGUGACCGCGAGGCCAUCGCCCUGUGCGGGCGGCCGGCGUGUGGCCCCGGCGAGGUCAGGUGGCGCCGCUCGCCGGCCGGGGUCCGGGUGGGGGGGAGGCGGCCGGCGGCCCGGAGAGCCAGGGCGGAGAAGGGCCCGCGAUGCCGGCGGCCUGCGGCCCAGGUGCCGGCGUUCACCGGCGGAUCGGGCCUCGGCUCCGGGGGCGCAGGAGGGGCCGGGGUCCCAGACGCGCGGCCCCCAGGGCUCUGCUGGAGACGGCAGGUCGGGGUCCGGGGAGGCCGCGGCCGGGUGCUCCGUCUCAGCGCCCGGGCCCAGGGUCCCGAGGACCCCAAGGGGCCCAGACCUGCCCCUGAGACCCCGGGAACAGCUUUAAGGGGAAAAGACAAUCCCCGCGGCUCCGGUUGGCUUCAGGCGGCUUCACCGUAACAUUGAAUCGCACCUGGAGACGGCGGGAGUCCACGAUCUCAGCCCAGCUCUGCUCCCGGCGCCGAGGGGACCGCCGCCGCCCACCCUCGUCACGGGGUCUCCAAUCCGCCGUGCCCGUGCCCGCAGCUGCCCUGGCCCGUGGCUCAGUUUCCCCCACUCAUCUUGCAGACAGCGGGGCGAGGAGGACGUGAAAGUGGGGGGAGCCCUGCCCUCCGGGCCUCCUGCCUCACCCCCAACCACUCCCCACUCCUCCACGCCCCGUUGCCGGCUGUGAGCCACCAGCUGCGAGGACCGCGUGGCCACGUGUCCUGGUGCCGUACCCAUGGUCGAUGUCUCCGGGGAUCGAAGAUGACGCCAACUCGAGGGUCUGCAAUUCCAGGGUGAGGAGAAAGCGAUGGGAACACACUCGAGGGCAGAGGUAAAGCCGCACCCCUGCUCCCAAGGUCACAACGGCCCAAAGCAGCAGACGGAAAUCGGCAUCCCGGCACCGACGACACCGAGCACCCGCGGAGUGAACGCCGCCCCUGGAGCGGAGAGCAGGGGUGCGGCCGGCCUGGGGGCGAGGAGGUGGCCCGGCAACGCCCAGGGAGGUGAACCCUGUCCAACAGGGACCCCCGGGAUCUCGGGCGAGUGGGGCGGCCAGGAGGGCAGCGGGGAUGGCGGAGAGGCACACCUCCACCGGCAACUACCGUGGAUUUCAAUAAAGCAAUUCCUUUGCACUUGA
Nyctereutes procyonoides (raccoon dog) is the source of this 2410-nucleotide messenger RNA. RefSeq names its product proline-rich protein 2-like. The record is from RefSeq and is a predicted model, not a curated record. The transcript has 2 exons. The coding region runs from base 46 to 1038 and encodes 330 amino acids. Lineage: Eukaryota; Metazoa; Chordata; Mammalia; Carnivora; Canidae.